Molecule: messenger RNA, 708 nt
Organism: Rhizophagus irregularis DAOM 181602=DAOM 197198
Lineage: Eukaryota; Fungi; Glomeromycota; Glomeromycetes; Glomerales; Glomeraceae
Source: RefSeq, a predicted model, not a curated record
AUGAGCCAUAUAAUCAACCGUUUAUCAGAAGAUAUUAAUGAAAUAUUAAACAAGAACGAAUACCACUCUCCUGAAGAGAGUGAUCCGGAGAAUGAUCCAAACGCAUCCACAGACUGCAAAAACCUUUUUGUUUACAAAUUAUCAUGGAGAUCUGAUGAAUUAACGAACCUUCUACAUUCAAUUGACGAGUACGUGGAAAAAUAUUUUCCAGAAAAUAAGAGAGUACGUCCUCGUAUCCUUAAAGAUGAAUUUUGGAAAAAUAAGAAAGUACCACCAAAUUUAAAUUGGUGGACACUUAAAGACGGAAAGCGAGAAUCUCCCUCAGUCCAUAAAUCUAUUGACGAAGAAUCAGAUGAUGAGUCGGAAUCGGAGAGCGAAGAGGAGGAACAAAGUCAACAAAGUCAACCAAGUUAUGAUCUCAACGUCGAUAAAUUAGAUAUAAAUGCUGAAUCUGAUGAAGAAGAAGAGGGUGAGGAUGAGAAAACUUCUCAACAAACACGAUCAUCAAAAAGAAUUUCAAAAAAUAAAAAAUCCACAAAUAAAAACAACGAAGCACUUGAUGAAUUGCAGGAAGUUAUUGACAACAUGCGUGAUCAAUCGAAAAAAACAAAUAAAAAAUCAUCAUCCAAACCAUCGUCCCAAGAACAGGAACAUAUUCAUGAUAAUGUUCCUAAGAGAACCUCAAAAGAAAAAGAAAAAGAACAAUAA